Molecule: messenger RNA, 606 nt
Organism: Nezara viridula (southern green stink bug)
Lineage: Eukaryota; Metazoa; Arthropoda; Insecta; Hemiptera; Pentatomidae
Source: the annotation of a GenBank genome assembly
AUGUUCGCGUGUGUCCUGUGCUCGUUGUCGGCCUUCUGGUAUGUGCAAGGAUCUACGGUGUCUGAAGGGAUCUCCACGCUAGAGAUUGCCAUCUUUCCACUUUCUAAACAAUCAGAAGUUGGUGGUGUUGAACCUCGUUUCCCACGUGCCAGGGUCCAAUUAGUUCCCUGGGGUCCUGGCUUGCAGGCCGAUGACUUCCGAGCAGCUUCCGAAACACAACUUUAUUUGCCACGUAUACUUUAUUUAGCCCAUUGGAGACUCCAUAUCGUGAGGAAUGACUCCUCAGUUUUUCCUGUAAAGCGUCCAUCGAGCUGGAUUAGAUUUCCUAUGACAAAUUACUUGACGAUACCGUGUCCAUCCGUCCGACUGGAAGCUGGGUCGAUGAGGAAUUCCAAACUCGAAAAUAAUACAAGACACGGAUCCAUUUCGAAGCGAUUUAUAGCGAAACCGGCUGUAUCGGUUCUACCUCUCGUGCGCGCCUUAGGUCAGGGUUUAUUUGCAUUUAGCCUACUGGCUCUGCUUGAAAUGUGGCAAGGUCCUGGUACCACCUUGAGGGGGGGGGGUCUUGGAGGUAGUACCGAGGGCUCUUGUACUAUGUUUUGUUAA